Messenger RNA from Mesorhabditis spiculigera, 474 nucleotides. The record is from the annotation of a GenBank genome assembly. Lineage: Eukaryota; Metazoa; Nematoda; Chromadorea; Rhabditida; Rhabditidae.
AUGGCUGCCGGCUGGAAGCACUUCACGGGAAAAUCUCAAUAUCCGGAGCUGACGGCUAACAGCACGCACUCGCAAUUUACAUAUGGAACGAAACGGGAUCGUGGGUAUCGAAUGGGAUGGAUCCAAGGCCGACGCGACGAGCGUGAGGAGCGAAAUAUGCUCAACUGGGUCUCGAAUAUUUCUGGCCAACGAAUCGAUCAGAGUGAUAGUGAAAUGGCGCUAGAGCAAUUGCAUGAUGGUAUCAUCUUAUGCGAAUUUUUAAAUGGCUUGAACCCGCACGCCCUAAACCGUCCGAUCAGCCAUAAAAAGUCGCUGUUUGCCGCCACGGAAAAUAUGACGAAUUUUCAGGAAAGCGUGCUAAAUUUUGGGCUACGACAGGCUGAAUUGUUCCCACCAAACGAGUUACUCGAAAAGCGUUCCCUCGAUGGAUUGAUCCGCACGUUGAAUGUGUUGAAGUCCAAGUUGAAUGCUCAG